Asterias rubens (European starfish) is the source of this 5845-nucleotide messenger RNA. RefSeq names its product reticulon-1-A-like. The coding region runs from base 179 to 1207 and encodes 342 amino acids. The transcript has 8 exons. NCBI's taxonomy places the organism in Eukaryota, Metazoa, Echinodermata, Asteroidea, Forcipulatida, Asteriidae. The record is from RefSeq and is a predicted model, not a curated record.
CAGGUUUGCGAAAUCCUCAAUCAUCGGCCAUUUUGUGUUUUGCGACAGGGUUUUCGCGGAGAAUAUUGCAGCUUCUCUCCCUUUCUGUACGUGGAUCGUUGCUAGAACAGACUGAUUCGAGACAUUUUAUACACACUCCGGGUCGGAUUUUAUUUCACGUGGCAUAUAAAACUUUAAAAUGGCUGAUUUUAAUCAGUUUAGUGCGGAACCUUCCCACGAUUCGUACGACAAUGACUUCGAAAGGUUGGACAACGAUUCCGAGAAAAUUGGUGGGGAGAAUCCUGAAGAAGAUCUGUACUCAGCCGACCCAUCCCAGGUCCCCACGGGGGAACUCCUUUCCUUUGGGGACAGUCCGGCCAAAGAACCAUCACACACAGGCUUCGAUGAAGGUUUUGGCAAUCCUAUUCCAGAGGCAAGUCCAGAUUCGACCACGGCCGAGGCGGAACCCGAGCUGUCACCUCCUCUCUCCGAUCCGUGGGAGAAGGAGGCCGAGCCUGCGGCGCAGGAAGCUGCCCAAUUCACGCCCGAUCCUGUAGCGGAGUCGGAGCCAACACCUUCAAAACAACAUGAACCAACUCCCACUCCACCUAGCUCACCAGCAUUGGGUGCCUUGAUUGAUCCUUCCAAGAUCGACCCCAGAGUGGUUGAGCUGGUUUACUGGAGAGAUCCCAAGAAGUCCGGGGUUGUAUUCGGCAGCGUCUUUCUGGUGCUGCUUGCCCUCAGCCUCUGCUCCUUCAUCAGCGUGGUGGCGUAUCUUCUCCUGGCCGUCAUGACGGUUACCAUCAGUUUCCGCAUCUACAAGACUGUCAUGCAGGCUGUACAGAAGACUGGAGAAGGAAACCCAUUCAAGGCCCACCUGGAUUGUGACAUCACAUUGUCCAAGGAACAAGUAGAGAAGUACACUGACAAGGUGAUUGAGAAGAUCAAUGCCCACAGUGGCUGCCUCAGACACCUCCUGCUGGUCGAGGACUUUGUGGACUCCAUCAAGUUUGCCGUCAUCCUGUGGCUGUUGACCUACGUAGGAGCCUGGUUCAACGGACUCACCCUAGUCAUGCUCGGCUGGAUUGACCUGUUCGUACUGCCCAUUGUGUAUGAAAAAUAUCAGGUGCAGAUAGAUGAUGUUGUCGGUAAGGCACAAACCCAGAUCAACACAGUCCUUACUACCAUCAAGACCAAGAUCCCAUGGCUGAAGAAGAAAGAGGAGUAGAGAAAUCUUUUUCAGAGAAGGGGAGUUGGGGAGGGGAGGGGGAAGGUACCCCAAGGCUUGACUCUUCAUCAAUGUUCAUGUACAGCGAUGUAACAAUGGGGGACUGUUGCUGCAUGUACACCUCUAGGCCCUACACUCACUACUCACUGUUCUAAGUCAGGGUCCCAAGCAAAAUUGUCAGCUCCUAAAUAAAUCGAAAGGCAUUUGAGUAUACUGUUGAUUUUGACAAAGAUAUCGUUGUUCAAUACAGAAGCCAGUAUGGAUAAGAAAAAUGUAACAACUCUUGCAGCAUUAAAUCUUUCUUGCUAAAGACUAGCUUAGCAUUGAGAACGGGCAAAUAUAGUCGGUCUGAAAUCACGCUGCUAUGGCAAAUAUAAUUCACUGGAAAUAAUUAAGCUACCUAUAGAAUGAAUGUUUUUAACAAAGUGGGAGGGGGGAUUGCAUUUGCAUUGUGAAUGUGAUGCCGCCAUUACUCAAAAAGUGCAAAUACUGAAAAAAAUUAAAUUGAAUUCACUGAUAAAUGUUAUAAUAAUGAGUAAUAAGCAGAAUUUAUAUAUGCUCUGUUUUUGUGUAUAUAGAGGAUUGGACUACAAUAAAGAUUGCAUAGAGCGCGCUCCGCUCACAAAUAACUGAUAUUGCUGAUGUUUGGUCGGAUAAAUUAUGGUUAGAUUAUUCUUAAUCGAAUCACUUCGGUCUUAACAUGUGUGUCUGUGCAAGUAAUCUGCAAGAUGUGCAGCUUUAUGCAUGUACAUGUACAGACAUGAACAAGUAACAAUGAUUAUGCACAAUGAACAAAAGAGGAACAAAUGACUACGCUGGAAAAUUAACUAAGAAACAUGAACACUUUAAAAUAUAUUUGAUGAGCUGGAAUUUCAUCUUUGAGAGGGGAACGCCAAGUAGAAAGUCUAAAGGACACUUUUGAAGAGGCACAGAGGCCAAGACUAGGGCAACAAAGUGAUCUCUGUGACCUCCUUGUAAUAAGCCACUUCAGAAUGUCAGCGGUGCAUGUCUGUUACUGCUGACAACGGAUUUUGUCUAUCUCCAGUAACCUUUUUACAAUACCCUGCCUUUAUCCCAAUGGUUCCUGCAGCCAUUCAAUCUAAGAGAAGAAAUCAUUUGAAUCAAACUUUCAGUGGAAACCUGCAAACAACAGUUACUUCGAAGCAAAUCAUGUUUACAUGUAUCUAGGUAUUGGUUUCUUUUUUUCUCUUUUUUUAUUUGCUCUUCAAUAUCAGUUACUUGUGAGGUCCUAAAAGGAUUACACGACAAAGAAGAACGUUUGUCAGAAUUAAAACUCCAUCUGACUUCGAUCUUGUUCCAUGUUAAUUAAUACUGCCAUACGUGUCUAUAGCGACGACUUUGUAUGCACAUUUUAGGGAUGGUUCAUAAAAAAUUCUCUCGAUGUAUUCCAUCUCUUUUUCAUCCCGGUUUAUCUCUAGGCUUUGUGACAGCUGUCUCAACGUAUGAUAAUAAUAUUAUUCAGAAGUUGUUACAUAUCAAUUCAUGUCAGGACUUGUAUUGACAAUCUGUGAAUAUUAAUAAUGCUUUAAGACACUGAGUGUGCGUGCAGUUAACUUUGAAAUUUGAAAUUUAAAUGUAUGUAAAGAAAAAAAACAGAAAUGAGUAUUAAAAAAAAAUUAAAAAGUAGGCUUGUGCUAAAUCUGGUUCUUAGUUUAUGCAAGGGAAAAACAAUCAGUGUCACUGAUGUAUUAUUUGACUAAUGAUAUCGUAAUGAUAUAGUAAGUCCAGUGGUAUGAUGAAGGGAUGUUGCUCAUUAAGAAGUGGAGUCUGUGUGGCGGCCAUCUUUGUUGUAUUCCCAGAAGGGGUAAUCAUGAUUAUGGCAUUAAUAAAGCAUUGAGUUGACGGCACCAGACUCAAUUAUUACCGGGUUAUGGUACUGCUGCUCCAGUGCUGGCAUGUAAAGUUGUGUGCAUUCCGGCAGAAAAAUAACGAACGAAAGCUCAACACAGCUUUUCAAGAUGGUCGCCGCUUAGAAUGUCCAUUGUUAAAAGUUAGUUAUUCUGAUUGCAGUACGACGGCAAAAACGGUGCAGUGUUUAUGUAAGCUGGUUACGCAGUUUGUUUUCUUACGAAUUUAAUUAUCACUGAAACAAAAUACCUAAAUUUUGAAAGAAAAAAAAAGUAAGGUAAAGUGAGUAUAGUUGCCUGUAUUUUGUACCUUGUCACUGUAAAUGGUGUUCAUUUGAAUCUUAAACAUAAAGAUGAUUAACUAAAAACAACUACAUAUAAUGUACAGCCAGUGUUGUGUGAAUGUAAUGUACACCUUCAUUUCAACUGUCCUUCAUUGUAUUAAAUGAAUAUACAUCAGAUUUGGAUUUGAUUAUAUUAAAUAGAUAUCAACUUAGGAAUCUGUAGUCUAGAUGACAAUACCUCUUCAGAGUGAACCCUCUGGUUUUUUACAACGGGCAUUCCUUUUUUUCUUUAAAUUAACAAAAAAGGGGUUUCUUUCUUCUUUUUUUGCAGAGACUUUGUAGAAUGGUAGCCCAGAUAAAUAGUGCAAGAGAUGACCACUAGUUGACUAAGCUUGUAGUGUAUUCUCUUAGUAGGUUGACUUCAUAAAUUUGUACAAAUUCUUUCAAUUUUGCUGAAUGUUCAUAUUUUGCAUGUAACAUUGCUAUUUACUCGCAGGCAGCUAGGCUGGCUGUUUCUAAUCUAUGUGCAGUAAAAAAAAAAGUAAAAAAAGUAACUUUAAGAUGUAAAAAAAAAAAAACUGUUUAGUCUUGUCCUCUAGAUGUGUGACAUUGUUGUGAAGUAUAAAGGGAUGCCAGGGUGGUCGAUAUUGUGUCUUUGCUUAGUUGUAAGACAAAUGCAUCUAAAUUGAGGGAGAUUUUUUUGUAAUGUUUGCUUUUGGUCUAGAGGGUAGAUCCAAGGUUCUGAAGGGGCAUCAUCUUCACCAUACCCCCUCCCUGGAUCCACUAAUGCCCUUGAAAGAUUUCUAGAGACGUUAGUCGUACAAGAUUGGUGAAACUAUGUCAUUACUCUCUUUGUCCAACCCUGUAUUUUGUAUCAACACAUUUAAGUAGAUCUUGCCUGCCAUUUAAUGCAGUUUAAUUUUUAAGUUUUGCUGUUAAUCAAACAUUCAAGAUUGUUCUUAGUUUUUCUUUUUCCCGAUGAGUCAUUAAGGCUUGAUUAUUGUGCCAUUUGGUUCUUGUACAAAAAAAACUUUAUUAAAGUGCAAAUUAUUGAUGGAAAUGUUAGUGUGCUUUCGCCCAUAUUUUUGGAUUCAGCCUUUAACUUCAUGGGUUAUAUCUGGAAAUUGUGGUUGUGCUAUAGAUGGAUUUUUUUUUAAAUUUAUUUGACUAACGGUUGUCUUUUAUACAAAAACUUUUCUUUCUGCCUGUUUUCUUGCUAGUACUCUUCUCCAGGAGAUAAGUAGUUUACAAAACGACGAAACUAAAAGAACUUGUAAAUAAGGAUUACAAAUGGGGGUAUUCACAAGUUGUUCGCUUGAACGCAAAGUUUAGCCAACUGGGACGUCCAGGAGGAAUGUUAAAAGUGGAAAUGUAUGUGAAGUGUAAAACACAUGCGCACUUUGUAACGGUCAAUAUAUCCCUAAAAAAUGGAAGUUGGAAGUAUGGAUGUGUCUUCUUAGGUUAACAUUUAUCACAGUUAGAGAUCAACACAUUAGUGUGAUACUGAUGAGCUACAUUCUACAUGGCUAUCUUUCUGUUGCCUAUCUUUCUGUUGCCUUUCAGAGAGGCAAACUUUUAAAGGGAUCCAAACAUUCCUGCAAACCAAAGGGUUGCUAGUAGGGACAAUUGACUGGAAUGCUAGCUAUAGACCUCGGGGCUUAAUUUCAUAGAGCUGCUAAAGCACAAAGUGUUACUUAACAAUUGUCUGCUAAGCAGAAAUGAGCAUGAUACCAGUCACCAGUUGCGCACACAUUUUUGGAAUACUAAAAAAAGGAGAAAAAAAAACAAUUUAAGCAAAUAGAAGAGCAUGCCAUUAGUAGCUGUAUAUGCGAAUGCCUUUUACACAAUGGGAGACUUUGGAACACUAGAUGGCAGCAGACAAGGUAAAUUUCCAUUGCUCACAGUUCCAAGAACAAUAUAUUUAUCUGGCAAGUCUGCUGCCACCUAGAGUCCCCAAUUGUCUCCCAUUACCGCUACUGUAGUAUAUUUCCCGUUCUUUCAUUUCGGUUUAAGCUUUAGAAAGGUGAACUGUAGAUUAUGUCGUAAUAAGCCACUCUCCCAUCCGUGGACGACGUAAACUAUUUACUAUUUUGAGAUUUGAGAUUAGUACGUAUUCAUGCGCUGUUUAGUAUGAAGUAAAACCACAGAAAUAAGUGAAGAUAAGAUUGUACUAUUAUUUAAAAUAAAGAUUAUAAAAAUCAAAGAGACUGUAAGUUUUUUCGUUGACGAUUAUAUCAGAGUUAUUUUAUAAUUUACCAAGAUUGUUUGAAGGUCUGUAAGCUUUUGAUAGAAUGAUAAAUGAUAGCACUGGUUUACGACUUCUUGUGUAGGUUUUUUUUUUUUUUAAUGAAUUAAAAAUAUGGCGUGUUUGUUGGCAACAAUGAUGAUGAUAAAAAUAAGUUGCUUUGCAUUUGGCAAUGUCCCCUGCAGUGUGAUAUACUGUAUUGAUUACAAAUCGAAAUAAAAAGUGACUGUUCAGCCUAAAA